This is a messenger RNA of Saccostrea cuccullata (small rock oyster), 3796 nucleotides long. Its product is annotated as axonemal dynein light chain domain-containing protein 1-like. The transcript is spliced from 29 exons. The record is from RefSeq and is a predicted model, not a curated record. The coding region runs from base 98 to 3427 and encodes 1109 amino acids. NCBI's taxonomy places the organism in Eukaryota, Metazoa, Mollusca, Bivalvia, Ostreida, Ostreidae.
CUCCUACCUUGACAACAAGUGUAAAUUAAAAUGGCGCCUAUUGGAGGCGCAGAUUAGAUGCUUAUUUUGAAGAGGAUAAACACAUUAUUUAGGAAAAAUGAGCACUGCAGUAGCACUUCAUCAGCCUAGUCAAUCCGUAGGAUCCCCUAGACACCAAGACAGAAAAGCUCUUGUUUCAUCUGAUGGCAAAAAUGCCUUACCAGAGCUUAGAAAUAGUAACAAUGCCCUAGACAAAACCAAGCCCCUCCCCACCUCCCUACAGAGUGACUUUAUCCCUGAGGAUGUUCUGUUUGCCCUGACACAGCCUCCCCCUGUGAGGGACCAGCUGGGCCCCCCAACCAGAACCAGGAACCUUAAUGUCUCUAAUGUACCAUCUAGGGCUCCUCCAUCGAACCUAUGGAGCCAUAAAAGAAGAGAAAGGUUUAAGCACCUCACAGAAAACACACCUUGUAUUUGUGGGGCUGGAAGUGACAUCUCCUUCCUUUAUGAUGUGCCUCUCCCAGAGAAGAAGCUGGAGAGACCAGAUAAACUCGAUAAAAGCUUCGCAAGAAAGGAAGCUCUGGACAAGCAGAGAAAGCCUUUGGAGCUCCCAGACACAUUAAUUCCUGAGGAAUAUCACAUCAUCAAAAACAAAGGUGUCAUGGGAAUUGAGUUUCACGAGGACAAAUACAGCAAUCAAGUAGAGGACCAUGAGAAACAUCUGAUUGUGUUUCCUUCCAUGAAGCCCUCGAGUCGGUUUGAAGUUGUUCAGUUGAAGAACACAAUGGAUCGUAUGUUGGAUAAGGCUGGGGUAUACGACACAGACUCUGAGAUUAAAGGGCCAACUCAGAUGCACAACUUACUUGAGUUAAUCAAGAAAGAACAGAAUAUUUACAACACAGUCUUUCAUGAAGUCAUUAGACAGGUAAGCAUAGAAUGUGUGGACCGAGGAGAACUGUUAGCCAAUCUUCGCCAGAAAUACAGCGAUCUACUGAACAAAGUCCCGCAGCAAAUCAAGAGUUUACAUGAGGAGGUUAUGGCACAGAGAGCUCUGGACAGAAGACUGACCGAGGAACUGAUGAGGUUUAAAGGCACCAUUGGUAUACUGACCAGUGAGCUGUCUGCAGUCAAAGAACAUGACAAGAAAGUCACAAAGGAAGCACAACAGGCCCAGGAGGAUUUGAAGACUGCCCUGUCUGAGGCCCAGAAAAAUGCCAGUCUUCUGGCGGAGUAUCAUGAUUUGUACGAGUUACAGAGGAAAAGACUGGAGACCUCAGUCAAUUUACUGACAGAGGAGAGAGAACUCUGGAGUAACGCGGCUUAUAGUCUGGCUCUUAAGGUUACAGAGGAAGCUAAUUUGACCACAGCUAAGAAGCUCCACGUGAGUGAGAAAUCCUGGGCCAAACUGGCCACUCACUUCACCAUUCUACUGAGUGACAAGGACACAGAACUCCUGACCAACCUCCAGACACAUGUGGAGAAGUGGCGCGACCUGGUGGAGGAAUUCAACAUCAUUCUGAAAUCCCGUGAGGAAGAAAUGAAAGUCAACAUCAGCUCUCUCAAGGGUAGCAUUCAAAAAUGGAUGCUUGAGAUUCGAAAGAUUUGCUUUGACGUGGAUGAAAAUGCUAGUGUUAGUACAAUGAGGCUCCUUCGUUAUAGAAGCUAUGAAGAUACAAAAGAAGGCCAUUUUCAAAAACCUCCAGAUGAAUCAACUCUGAGAUUGUUUCUAGAAGAAAUGAGAAGUUGGGAAGAGGUACUUGGUAGGGAAGCGGAGAAAUUUGGAGGUGAUACUUUACUGAACGGUCAAGAGAAGUUAACGGUCAUCAGACAACAGAUGGAUGGGUGGACAGACAAUGCCCUCAAGGUCUUCAGUCGCCACCGAAAGGAAGGGGCCAAGAACCACCCAGACCAGGAUGGAAUGAUGACACUUAAUGAGGAAGUAGAGGAAUUACUGAGACAAUUUAAUAACAGAAUCACGGGAGAAAAUGGGGUUGCACCACAUGCCAUUCACUUAAUGCAUGGUCUGGAGACGUGGGAUUUAAAGAUAGCGGCCGCCCUGAAUGGGACCCAGCCCAUCAAUGACAAUGAGUGGGUCAGUCUGCUUAACCUGAUGGAGGAGUGGAUGGGGGGUAUUGACGAUGCCGUCCAGUACGUAGGCUCCACCCAAAAAGAGGAGGACAGGAUUGAGUCAAAACCACACACUAGGAUUGAUGUUAUGGAUACGGUGAGGAAGGUGCAGAAAUGGGCCACCACAGCCAGUAACGCUAUAGACAGUGAGGACGGAAGGCUUGUCGAACAGGUUUCGACACUUCACUCUCAGAUGGUUCAAUGGAUGGUCCAGAUGCUGCUACGACUCGCCCCGGAUAAGGAGGGGAACUCUAAGGAGGCAGCAGACAUGGUCCUCCUAAACAGCCUGACCCUGGGGCAGCUCUACUCCAACGUCAAAAUGCUGUUUGAACAACUGGAGCAGUUCUCAACCUAUGUAGCUCAAAAAUGCAGUGAAAUCUUAUAUGGCAUCAGUAGUCUUCUAGUGAUAGAGGAUGAAUUUCAGAAUUCAAGAUGUUGUAGUGGUGUAGUGAUGGACAACACCCAGGCCAGGCGAGACAACAUGGAGGACAACGCUGAACAUGAACUCAAGGAUUUACAGAGACUCAGGACGGAAUGCAUGGAUUGGAUCCACACAGCUAAGUUAUUAACCAGUCACCUGUUAGAGGAACCAGUCGAGUCCCUGUUCCCCUCGACUACCCCCGGGGAGGAGCCAGCUAAGAAGUCCGCCCCAGAGAAACCUGCCGUGGCUUUCCAUGACAAAGAGAAACUACAACCCUCAGCACCAGAGGCUAAAACCGAGGCUCCACCCACACAGCCAGCUGAAUCAGAUAAAAAACCAGAGGAUGGGGUUCCACCAGAGAGAGAUGCAGGGGAGGGAGAGGAGCAGAAGAAAACAGCCCCAGUACCUCCCAAGCAAGACAAAGAGUCCAGUAAAGAGAAACUGGAAGUGAUUGGUUAUGAUGAGAACACACACACCAAAACUCUUAAGACAUCUGACUCUAAGCCCUCAGCUCCUGCCACAUUUAUACCUGAUGCCCCCAACACACAGAAAUCUUACGAGGCUUUGGAGGCUGUAGAAAGUCUACAAGGACAGCUCAUGGCCACUGAGCAGAGAGCUCAGGCCGCAGAAGACCGAGCUGCAGAGGCGGAGUCCGAUCUGGCCGAGGCUAACGAGAGAAUCCGGGAACUAGAAAAACGAUUGGCCAAGCUAGAAAAGCAGGAGGAGGAGUCUACAGCUGGUGACAAGACCCCAAACAAGACCUCAGCCACGCCCACAACCCCCAGGGAGGAUCCCGCUGCCAAGGAUAAAUCUCCAGAAAAGAAGGAAGAAAAGAAGAGACCUGAGUCGCAAGCCUCUAAAGCUAGCUCUAAAUCCAGUAAAUCCAAGAAAGGGAAAUAACUAUACUGUUCUGUAGCAGAUACAAUGUAUUUAUUUUUGUACUUAAUGGCAUUUAUUUUAAAUACUACGUAUUAUUGAUGAGAAGGAUUUUGAUAUUUCUUUUUUUAUCAAUGUCUUAAUGUUCUAAUACUGCUGUAAAGAAUUUAGUAUACUGCCAAAGUUUUGAGAUAUUUUGGAACACAUUGAAACUGCUGGUUUUGUUUAUAAACACUGCUGGUCAUUUAAAAAUCUUUAUUUUUGUGAUAUGAUUUGGUGCCUACAUAUUACCAAAACUUGUUUCACUUCAUAUAAUUUCUUUAAUGUAUAUGUUGUCAUAAAAGAAUAUUUUUAUGUCAGCUAGAAAAUUUGUUCAAAGGCUAUAUUGAAUGU